This is a messenger RNA of Chlorocebus sabaeus (green monkey), 793 nucleotides long. The record is from RefSeq and is a predicted model, not a curated record. NCBI's taxonomy places the organism in Eukaryota, Metazoa, Chordata, Mammalia, Primates, Cercopithecidae.
UUGUCCAGGCUGUGAGUGCAGUCUGAUGAUCUUGGCUCACUGCAACCUCUCUUUCCUGUGUUCAAGUGAUUCUUGUGCCUCAGCAACCCAUGUAGCUGAGAUUGCAGGAUUGACUUCUAAACGCUCUUGAUACAUGAGGAAGAAACCCAGAAGAGGAAGAGGAAAGCAAAGGAGUCAGGGAUGGCUCUUUCUCAGGGUCUGUUGACAUUCAGGGAUGUGGCCAUAGAAUUCUCUCAGGAGGAGUGGAAAUGCCUGGACCCUGCUCAGAGGACUCUGUACAGGGCCGUGAUGUUGGAGAAUUAUAGGAACCUGGUCUCCCUGGGGUCUUGCUGUGUUGUUGAAAUUCAUCUUGAUCUCCUGCGCUCAAGAGAUCUUCCACAGUCUCCUGAGCAACUGAGAUUAUAGGCGCCAACCCCCAUACCUAAUUAUUGGCUUUUAUUUUUAAAAUUUUUACAUAUGUGUAGCCGAGCAUGGUGGCUCACGCCUGGAAUCCCAGCACUUUGGGAGGCUGAGGUGGGUGGAUCACAAGGUCAGGAGAUCGAGACCAGUUUGGCCUACACGGUGAAACCCCGCCUCUACAAAAAAUAUAAAAAUUAGCAGGGUGUGAUGGCACAUGCCUAUAAUCCCAGCUACUCCAGAGGCUGAGGCAGGAAAAUCACAUAAACCUGGGAAUCAGAAGUUGCAGUGAGCCAAGAUCACCACUGCACUCCAGCCUGGCAACACAGCAAGACUCCGUCUCAAAAAAAAAAAAAAAAAAAAAAAAAAAUUUGCAUAUGUGUGUCCUUAAGGCUAA